CUUAUCAAAGAUGUAGUGCUCGAGUGAUCGAGCAUUGUUUCCAUAAAACGUAUAAAAGAAGCGACAUCGAAGCGCUAGAGCUAGCUAGUCGUGGAAUUCUGACGCGAAGUGACCCGCGGAAACGAAAUCAAAAAUGGUGGCCCCUGCAUCUCUUGCUCUGAUUUAUCCCACCCUGCUCACGGCGUUGAUGCAGGCCAACUACACGGUUUUUCCAGAUGACAACGGAGUCCCGUACCUGAUCAAGCUUGACGACAGACCUCUAAGUUUGGACGAGAUCAAUGCUUUGUCCAGCGACCUCGAUUCCAUCACUUUCAACCUCUUCACGCGGAGGAACCCAACAAAUGGACACUCCCUGUCAAUGAACAACCCUAACACGGUCUCGCAGAGCAACUGGAACGCGAACAGACCAACAAUCUUGGUCACCCACGGAUGGAAGAGUAACGGAGACUCAAAAUCCUGCACUUUGGUUCGCGAUGCUUAUCUCAAGGCUAUCGACUGCAACGUGAUCGUCAUAGACUGGCGCAAUAUUGCCAAAAACCUGAUCUACUCGCAAGUAGCAAAGAGUGUGCCAUUAGUGGCCCAGCACGUCACAUCGUUCUCCAGUUUCCUGCGUUCGAGGAUGAAUCUGAAAGCAUCUACCACAAAAAUGGUAGGACACUCUCUAGGUGCCCACGUCAUGGGAUUGGCAGCGCGAUCUCUUUCGAAGACUGGUCAAGUCGCGGAAGUUAUAGCUCUGGACCCAGCCAAACCAUUGUUUGAACAGAAAGGUCCUGGCGACAGAGUUGAUCGUUCGGACGCGAAAAAUGUUCAAAUUAUUCACACGUCUGCUGGCAAGUUAGGCAUGGACGGCGCAGUUGGCACCUCAGAUUUCUAUGCUAAUGGAGGCAGUAAACAACCUGGAUGCUCUAGCGACUUGCUCGGUUCCUGUGCUCACGGACGCAGCUACGAGUACUUCAGCGAAUCUAUCACGAAGCCAAGGGGAUUCCCUGGUACUCCAAGGAACGGCGGUGGAAAGAUGUACAUGGGUGGAUCAACCCUUAGCUCUGGUGCUCAUGGCUCCUAUGAUUUCAAAACUGCGGACCAGUCACCUUACGCGCUGGGUGGUUAACAACAUAUUGUAGAUUUACUGUAAUAUAAAUAAUACUUUUGAUAAUUUAA
This is a messenger RNA of Hylaeus anthracinus, 1158 nucleotides long. Its product is annotated as pancreatic lipase-related protein 2-like. The coding region runs from base 134 to 1108 and encodes 324 amino acids. The transcript has 7 exons. NCBI's taxonomy places the organism in Eukaryota, Metazoa, Arthropoda, Insecta, Hymenoptera, Colletidae. The record is from RefSeq and is a predicted model, not a curated record. Gene Ontology annotation, molecular function: lipase activity. Gene Ontology annotation, biological process: lipid metabolic process.